Molecule: messenger RNA, 1726 nt
Organism: Aplysia californica (California sea hare)
Lineage: Eukaryota; Metazoa; Mollusca; Gastropoda; Aplysiida; Aplysiidae
Product: UBX domain-containing protein 4
Exons: 14
Coding region: 131-1624 (497 amino acids)
Molecular function (GO): protein binding
Source: RefSeq, a predicted model, not a curated record
CACCAGUUCAGCUAAUGAACAUCCCAUAUAUCGAGGGUCGCCAAGUAAACUAUGGUGUGAUUGCAGCGUUCACAGCGAGCAAUAUACAACGAUUCUUUUCAUUGGAAAUCAAAUUAAAGAAAUUGUCAAAAUGAAGUGGUUCGAAGGUGGAAUUCCGAGUGCCAUACAGACUGCCAAGAGCAACAACUCGGUCUUCAUUGUGUUUGUGACAGGAGAUGGAGAGAGCUCAGCCGAGAUGGAAUCUCGCCUAAACAGUGAGGAUGUCACUCAGCUGUGUGAGAGCAAAAACUGCGUGGCUGUCAAACUACAGGCAGACAGCAAUGACUGCAAGUUCUUCUCACAGAUUUAUCCCGUGGUGCUUAUUCCUUCCACAUUUUUCAUUGCCAACUCGGGUGUGCCCUUGGAGGUCAUUGGACAGGUCACCUCGCAAGAGGAUUUUCUGGCCAAGGUCAAGGCCGCCAUUGAGAUGCAAGACAAAAUGACGAGUGAGCAAGGGGCCACAGCAGCUCCUGCCUCACCACCUGCUCAACAGCAACAACAGCAGGCUGCAUCAUCCUCAGCAACGGAAACAGCAACAGCAGAGUCUGCUCCUGGAGCAUCGGCAGAUACAGAAGAAGUUGCUGGUGCGACAGCCGCCGACGACACGUCAGCCCCCGAGGAGAAGAAGCAGAAAGUAUCUGAGGAUCUGGGGACUCGUGUGGAAAGAGCUAAGCAGCUGGUGGACUUGAAACGAGAUGAGAAAAUGCAGAAAGAAGCAGAGGAAGCCAAAAAGAAGGAGUAUGAGCGGCGGGAGCUGGGCCAGGGUCUGCAGAAGCUGAAGGAGAAGCAGAAGGAGAUGGAGAUCCUGGAGGCUAAGAAGGAGCUGAAAAAAAGCCGAGAGGAGGACAAACUGGCGCGGCAGAAAGUGAAGGAGGAGAUUGCCCGGGACAGAGCGGAGAAAGCGGCUCGGUUUGGGAAGGAGAAGGAGGAGCGUGCUCAGGCUCAGGAGGAGGUCAGGAAGAGAAAGUUGGAGGAGCAAGCGGCACAGGCUGAGGAGCAGGCGAGACGGAGUGAGUUUGCUCGUAUUCAGUUCCGCAAGCCCGACGGGUCGUCUGUCAACCACCAGUUCACGGCUACGGAGACGUUUGCUUCAGUUCACCGCUUCAUCACCGAGCACAUGGGCUGCAACGUGUCGCUGUCCACCACGUUCCCUCGCCGGACGUUCACGCCCGCUGACCACAGCUCCACACUGCAGGAGCUUCAGCUGGCGCCGUCGGCAGCCAUCUUGGUCAUUCCUGGCAACAUGUCUACGCAAGGAGUCCGUGGGUCCGACGACAGCUCUCUCAGCAUCUCCAGCAUCACCGGCCUGCUGUUCGCUCCCUUUGUGUUUGUCUGGAACAUGAUCGCCUCCCUCCUGGGCCUGUCGGGACCCUCCGCCCCGCCGGCCCGGGCACAAGAGCCCAAGAGUGUGCCGGAGCCGUCUGCCACAGGAGGAGACAGGAGCCUGGGGAACACUAAUAGACGGUCAGCAGCUGCCGCUUCAAGUCGGCAAGAAGGAGCCAUCCACCGCUUCCACAACGCACAGGACGAUGAAGAUCCUGAUGACAAGAACACUUGGAAUGGAAACUCUACUCAGCAGAUGUGAUAAUUGUUAAUAAUAUAUCUUGUGGAGGUUUCGGGUGGGGGAGGGAGAGAAGAACAAGAAUAGAGGAGAGGUGGGGGGGGGGGGGGGAGUAACCCGAAAAGG